This is a messenger RNA of Ooceraea biroi (clonal raider ant), 3856 nucleotides long. RefSeq names its product presequence protease, mitochondrial. Lineage: Eukaryota; Metazoa; Arthropoda; Insecta; Hymenoptera; Formicidae. The record is from RefSeq and is a predicted model, not a curated record. Gene Ontology annotation, cellular component: mitochondrial matrix. Gene Ontology annotation, molecular function: metal ion binding; metalloendopeptidase activity. Gene Ontology annotation, biological process: protein processing.
UUUUUAAAUGAGAAACGUUUAAAGCUGACCGCAAUCGUCUAAAGUUCGUGCAUGAAUUCAGAUUUUUUGUACACUUUAAAUAGUUAAAAAAAUUGUCAGACUCUCAAAAACCCAUGUUUGUACGGAUGAGGUGCCAUUUUUCACAUUGUACGCUAAGAAUUAAAAUUUGCUGAUCCAAUACAACUGUUCUCGCAUGCGUAUUAUGUCAGACGCGCACGAUGUUACAUCACGCGCAUAAUUUUGAACGUAUCGUACAGUUCGAUGUAUCGAUCUAUCGAGAAUCGUUCGUUCAAUUUAACCUUUAAACACGCCACUGUCGAGUGAUGAAAGUGCAAUUCAACUAUUUGUUAGAAAACCUAUCAACGCGAAAGAUAUUUGAUAAACAGUUGUGCGAUUGAUAAGAGAAUAUUGCGAGUUGAUCGUUAUUGUUGUAACAGUAAACUGUCAGGACAGUAGGUGUCAUUUCGGCUUCUUGCUGGUUUGAAGCGCAACGCUGCUUCAAGAUGUUGCGGUUGCUAAAUUUAUCAAGAAACUCGACUUUGAUGCGCACAUAUGUGCAACAACAACACAUCACACAUCACACAUUCCAUUCAUCGUCGAGUACCAGAUCAAGCGGACUACAUCCAAGAGGAAAUCUGGUGCAAAAUGAACUGGGUAGAUUCAAGAAAGGCCAAAUUCUUCAUGGCUUUGAGGUAGACGAGGUCGCAAGGAUAGACGAUCUAUUCCUUACUGCGGUGAGGCUAACUCACAUGUCUACGGGCGCGCAGUAUUUGCAUUUGGCCAGGGAUGACAGCAACAACGUGUUCUCCAUCGGAUUUCGCACGACUCCUAUGGACUCUACGGGUCUACCUCAUAUAUUGGAGCAUACCACUCUGUGCGGCAGCGAACGAUACCCCUGUCGAGAUCCGUUCUUCAAGAUGCUGAGGCGAUCCCUGGCUACGUUCAUGAAUGCCAUGACCGGCCCGGAUUACACCAUAUAUCCGUUCUCGACACAGAACCUGAAGGAUUAUCGCAAUCUGCAGUCGGUCUAUCUAGAUUCCGUCUUCAAGCCAAAUCUGCGAGAGCUGGACUUUCGGCAAGAGGGAUGGAGGCUCGAGCAUACGGACGUAAACGAUAAGAACUCCCCCGUUAUAUUCAAAGGCGUGGUCUUCAAUGAGAUGAAGGGUGUCUUCAAUGAUAAUCAGGCCAUUCUGGCGGAACAUCUGUUGAAUUCGAUCCUACCAAGCCACACGUACUCGGUGAUUUCCGGUGGCGAUCCCCUUGUCAUACCUAGCCUGCAAUACGUUGAUCUUCUCAACUUCCACGGCAAGUACUAUCAUCCCUCCAACUCACGCUUCUACUCGUACGGGAAUUUCCCGCUGGAGGACCACUUGAAAUUCGUGAACGACCGAUACCUUUUCCUGUCGGACAGGAUAGACGCCUCUAUGUCGAGAGUACCGCCAGAGACGCGGUGGAAUGAAGCGAAAAAGGAACACGUUACGUGUAGACCCGAUCCGCUACUGGCAGAUCCUAGCAGACACGGCACCAUCGCCAUCGCGUACCUGUGCAACGACAUAACUGACAUACAGACGACUUUCGAGAUGUACGUGCUGUCGCAGCUUUUGCUAAAAGGCCCGAACUCGGCAUUCUACAAGUCUCUGGUCGAAUCGAACAUAAGUACUGGUUUUGGACCAGUCACGGGCUUCGAUUCGCAGUGCAGAGAUACUAUGUUUGUCGUAAGCCUGCAGGGUGUGAAGCCUGAAGACUUCGAGAGGGUUGAGAACAUUUUUGAUAGCACCGUGGAGAACGUUAUCGAGGAAGGAUUCGAGAAGGAUCACGUCGAGGCUGUCUUGCAUGGUAUUGAGCUUCAGGUGAAGCACCAAACGUCAAACUUCGGGCUGAAUAUUCUUUUCAAUUUGACGUCGUUGUGGAAUCACAACGGUGAUUUAAUACAGGCGCUGCGCAUCAACGACGCAGUCAAGAAGCUCACGUCGCGAAUGAGGGAAGACCCCAAGUACCUGCAGAGCUUGAUCAAGACUUAUCUCGGAGACAAUAAUCACAAGUUGACGUUAACGAUGUCGCCCGACGAAGGAUACGAGCAAAAUAAAGCGCUUGCCGAGCAGAAGUUGUUGAACGAGAAAUUGGAGGGACUUUCCAAGGAAGAGAGGGAGCAGAUAUAUGUCAAUGGAAAAAUCUUGCUCGCCGAGCAGCAGAAGAAGGAGGACGUAGGAGUCCUACCCACAUUGAAGAUAGAAGAUCUGAAGGCCGACGUGGACAGAUACGCGACGUCCACUGUCGAGGUAUCCGGAGUACCGCUUCAACUAUCCGUGCAACCGACGAACGGGAUUUCUUAUUACCGCGGCAUACUCAACACGCAGGCAUUGUCGAGCGAAUUGAAGCAGCUAAUACCACUAUUCAAUUACGUAGUCGCGAAGAUGGGCACGCGGAACUACGAUUACAGGAGCUUCGAUCAGAUGAUGCAGUUGAAAACCGGCGGACUAAGCUUCAUGAAUCACAUCGCCGAGCACAAGAAGAGUGAAUUGUCAUACGAGGAGGGAAUCCUCGUGGAGUCGUACUGCUUAGAUCGCAAUUCGGACGAUAUGUGGAAACUGUGGACAGAACUGUUCAACAACGUCAAGCUGACGGAUCUCCAGAGAUUCGAGACGCUCGUAAAGAUGAAGGCAGCCGAUCUGAUCAACGGCAUUUCACACGCUGGCCACAUGUAUGCGAUGAGCAGCGCCGCUAGUCUGAUCUCCCCGGUAGCUCGGGUAAAGGAGGGCCUCUCGGGAUUGCAGUACGUCACGAGGAUGAAGAGAAUCGCGCAGAUACGGGAUCUGACUCCCUUGAUGCACAAUAUGCAGGAAAUAGCCGAUCAAGUCCUGAGCAAGGAACACUUGCGAUCGGCCAUCAAUUUGUCUGCGGAGCGCAAGGACGAUGUUCUCGAUGGUAUCCGUGCGUUUUAUGAGUCAUUGAAGGGCCAGUCGAAAGAUCCAUAUAUCGUCAGCAGUGAUCAGAGCACUGACACGAUGGAAAGUGGCAAUCAUCACGUGCUGCCGUAUACGGUGAAUUAUUGCUCGAAAGCUAUUCUGACAGUUCCUUACACACAUCCAGAUUAUGCGCCGCUACGUGUGCUCUCUAAAUUGAUCAGUUCGAUAUAUCUGCAUCCGGAAAUCCGAGAGAAAGGCGGCGCUUAUGGCGGAGGCGCAAAGUUGACGACGGAAGGGAUCUUCUCCUUUUACUCUUACAGAGACCCAAACUCCACUCGUACCUUCGAUUUGUUCGACAGGACGUACGAUUUUCUAAUUGGGUAUCCGUUGCCUCAGAGCGACGUAGACGAAGCGAAGCUAGGAAUCUUUCAGCAAAUUGACGCUCCCGUGCCGCCGAGCAAUCGGGGCAUGACCAAUUUCACACACGGCAUCACGGACGAUGAUCUGCAAAGGCAAAGGCAGCAACUGAAAGCUGUGACAAAGGAGCAGCUUCUGCACGUAGCUGGGAAGUAUCUGAAACCUGGUGGAGAAGGUGCCAGGAUUGGUCGUUCGUUGAUCGGACCUACAAAUGUCGAUAUCAAGAACAGACACGCAGAAAAUUGGACGGUGUUGAACCAGGAAGAGGCCGACCAAGCACGAGCCACCGAAUGAAUGGAUGAAUAGUCAAAGAAUUUUUAUUACUUUCGUAAUGAAGUGUUUCAUUCUAUAUUAUGUUGUCAUUGUUAUGUGAUCACUAGACGUAUUCUGUAACAUGUCACAUGAAUUUUAUUUUACAUGUAUUAAAUUAAAAAUUUAAAUAUUGACAUCACUAGUACAUAGCGCUCGUUAAACGGAUAUGACAUAAUUUAUGCUAUUUUGUAUAUUAAAUAUAUUCCAUAAAAAUGGGAUAA